UAAUAAUUCAAAGAUAGUCAAACUUAUGUAACUUUUUUACGGGCUAAAUUACACACACCCACGUCAAUAAAAAAAAAAACACGAGACCUAAUUGGUAAUUAAUUUCUUUAAAAUAUUUUCUUUUCAUCUUUGGUACGGAUAAAUGUAUCAUUCUUGAUACUGUUAAAUUUCAUUUUUCCUUUUUUUUGUAAUUUAGCAUACAUGUGCAACCUUUAUAUACCACGUAUAUGACUUGUCUUGUUCGAAGAAAGGGUUUUACAAUUAUUAUACUGGUGUUUAAGAAGGUAUCAGCCAACGGUUUAUGGCAAUUGGAGCAAGGACGAUGAACCAAGAAGAAGAGAUAAGAAACAAGAAGCAGCAAGAAGACGACGAGGAUGACGAUCAUGAAAACGACAUGGUGAUGCCAGGGUUUCGAUUUCAUCCAACGGAGGAAGAGCUUGUUGAGUUCUACCUUCGCCGUAAGGUAGAGGGCAAGAGAUUCAAUGUUGAGCUCAUCACUUUUCUUGAUCUUUACCGAUACGAUCCGUGGGAACUACCUGGUAUAAAUCACUCUAGUUACACAAACAGUGUGUGUGUGUGUGUGUCUUGUAAUUCCAUUAUCAAAACAUAUUUGGAUCCAAUUCUUCUUCUUCUUCAUCGAGUCAUUGUCUCUUUAGCAGCAAUCGGCGAGAAAGAAUGGUUUUUCUAUGUGCCAAGAGAUAAGAAAUACCGUAAUGGGGAUCGACCUAACCGUGUGACAACUUCAGGCUACUGGAAAGCUACCGGAGCUGAUAGAAUGAUUAGAACUGAUAAUUCCAGAUCCAUCGGAUUAAAGAAAACCCUUGUUUUUUACUCGGGAAAAGCUCCUAAAGGCAUUCGAAGUAGUUGGAUCAUGAAUGAAUACCGAUUACCCCAUCAUGAAACGGAAAGAUUACAAAAGGCUGAGAUAUCGCUGUGUAGGGUUUACAAGCGAAGUGGAGUAGAAGAUCAUCCAUCUCUCCCUCGUUCUCUUCAAACAAGGAGUAACUCAAGAACCUCAAAUUAUCAUAUCAAUCAGCAAUCCCAGAAUUCUUCGAGUUUCACUUGUUUUGAAGGCCAAUCUUCUCACCAAACUGAUGAAAAACCUAGUGAUACAACCAGUUGCACCCCCACCGCCAUUGUUGGAACUGCUCUCGGCCUUUCGAACCCUCUCAACUCCUCAUACCACAAUGUCAUUGCCACCCCCUCUUCAACUAUCUUCCCUAACAGUGUUGAUGAUCUUCCGAGAAUUAUAAGUUCUCAACGAGUUCUUGACACUUGCCCACCCUCUCAACUUCUGAAUAUUCAUAAUUAUCACCUCGGUGAUUCUUCAAACUAUUCGCCGCAUCUGUUUAAUAAUAUGUUGCCUCAACCACAACAGCAACUGCAACCACAACAACAACUUCAGCCACAGUUGAGCUCACAAGCGCUUCUUGCACUUAGUAAUAACUUGCCAGGAGGUGGAGCUGCUCAUGUGACAUUUCCCGAUAGGAUUUGGGAGUGGAAUUCGAUGUUGAGUGAAGGAAGCAAAGAUUUGACAGCCCCUUUCAACCUGCAGGUUUAUCGCAUAGUCGUUUAA
Lactuca saligna is the source of this 1576-nucleotide messenger RNA. The record is from the annotation of a GenBank genome assembly. Lineage: Eukaryota; Viridiplantae; Streptophyta; Magnoliopsida; Asterales; Asteraceae.